AUGCACUUACGAGAACAGCCGAUUGGCGGCCGGCAUCCGUCGGUAGCUCUGAUCGGGAAGCCCGGAGUGGCCAGCGAUGCAGAGCAGAGCCGCGGCAUUACUGGAGUGUUCCCGCUUGGAUGCAAGGGCUUGCUCGCUUUGCAAAUCAAUCGCCCCGAUGGUUCCUCUCCUCAGGCGAUUUACUCCAAUUCCCCUCAUUGCUUUCUAUUGCAUCUUAUUUUAAUCAUCUGUCCGGUUACAGAUUUUACUUACUUCCAGCCAGGUGUCUUUCUCUUGAAACCCCCAUCCUCACCCUCACUUCCACUGCUCCAACCAAGCCACCCCUUCAAAAUGCAGUUCAUCACUCUCGCUGUCGCGUUUGCCUUUUUCACUGGUGUCACUUCGUCACCGGUGCCCCUUGAUCGCAGAGGGCGAACCGAUGAACCGUUGGGAAGCAGCAGCGACGCUUCCGCCAGCGCAUCGGCUGCCGCAAACGCCAAUGCUCAAUCAGCGAUGGCCAACGCCGCAGCGGUUGCUCGUGCCCACGCUGGCCAACCAGCCUCCUUCGGUGGGCCACCCACGUCGGCCUCAGCUGACGUAAGCGCGGCCGCCGCCGCACGCGCCCACGGUCAAUCAGCCUCAGCCAAUGCCGCCGCGGCCGCCUAUGCUCACUCUGGCUCGCCAGGCCUACCCUACUCGCCAUCGUCGGCGUCCGGUGAUGCCAGAGCCAACGCGGCCGCAUCUGCAGCCGCCAAGGCCCAUUCCCCACCCGCCAUCAACUCGCUGGAAGGCUUUGCUCCGGGCUCUCCACCUGCUGGGCUGCCUUCGUCAUCAUCAGCUAAAGCUGCAGCAUCAGCAGCUGCCGCCUCUCACUUGGGAGGACCGAUCAACACCCACAACAUCCCCACUAGACCUUCAGGCCUGCCACUAGCCGGACCCUCCUCUCUUGGCUCACCCGGUGCACCAGAUCUCUCAGCCUCCACAGGCCCUGGCGCCGGUGGUUCUCCACCUAUCGGCCUACCUUCCGGCAGCCCUUUGAGCCUGGGACACCCCCCAAUUAUUGUUGCAGGCGGCUCUUCCACUACAAGCAGUUCAUCCAAAGGCGGCUUUCCCCUUGGUGGCCUUGGCAUCCCUGGUCUAGGCGGUCUAGGAGGUUCUCCCAGUGGCUCUUCCUCCUCGUCUAGCGAUUCAUCGAGCAAGGGGGCUUCCCCUCUCGGCGGCAUGGGCAUUCCUGGUCUAAGCGGUCUCGGUGGCAUGGGCAUCCCCGGUCUGAGCGGGCUCGGUGGCUCUUCGAGUGGCUCAUCAUCUUCGAGCGGCUCUCCAUUUGGCGGGCUCGGUAUCCCUGGUUUGGGCGGUCUUGGAGGUUCCCCCAGUGGCUCUUCGUCUACGUCCAGCGAUUCUCCGAGCAAAGGGAGCUCCCCACUCGGGGGCAUGGGCAUCCCUGGUUUAGGCGGUCUUGGCGGCCUGGGCAUCCCCGGCCUGAGCGGACUCGGUGGCUCUUCAAGUGGAACAUCUGGGUCAAGCGAUUUCUCAAGCAAAGGCAGCUCUCUACUUGGCGGGCUAGGCAUACCUGGCCUAGGCGGCCUCGGUGGUGCUUCGAGUGGAUCCUCCGGCUCAAGCGAUUCCUUAAGCAAAGGCACCCCCUGA
Messenger RNA from Puccinia triticina, 1626 nucleotides. RefSeq lists its product as uncharacterized. The record is from RefSeq and is a predicted model, not a curated record. Bases 1 to 1626 code for a protein of 541 amino acids. NCBI's taxonomy places the organism in Eukaryota, Fungi, Basidiomycota, Pucciniomycetes, Pucciniales, Pucciniaceae. The transcript has 4 exons.